AGCACUGUAUCCUCCUUUUGCUCUUUGUCCAUGCAGGAGCAGGAACUGCAGCAGGAAAAGACCCCUCAUCCUGGCAGGUUUCUAGGAGGAAGCAUUUUCUGCUGCAGGUUUGAGAAAGGGCAGGCUGGCAUGGAGAAAGAGAAGUUCCAGCAGAAGGCUCUGAAGCAAACUAAGCAGAAGAAAUCCAAGUCGGCUGAAUUUCUGAUGGUAAAAGAAGAGAGAGCAGCAACAGAAGGCAUUGAAAAUCCGGCUUUUAACAUCAGCAGCACAGAUCUUUCAGUAUAUCAGCCUUCAGAAGAGAGAGUUAUUAGACAUGACAAGCCAGAUAGCACCCUUGCAGCUCACCAACAAAAAUUCGGGCUGCAAGCCCAUGCUGAACCAAGAGGAAAUGAAUACAGCAGAAAUUACUUUGACCCGUUGAUGGAUGAGGAAAUAAACCCAAGGCAGUGUGGGAUGGAGGUCAGUGAAGAAGAUCCUGUGAAAUUUGAUGAGCAAAUCCUGUAUGAUAAACUUAUGAAGGUUCUGGAUGAAGAAAACAAGAUGCUGGACUUCCAAGCCCGUGUAGCCAGUGAAGAUUUUCCGGACUCCGUGAUGCCUGUCAGCUCCAGUAAGGCACGUGACCUUCACAGGGAGCUUGAAGAUGAAGUGAUUCCUUCAUAUAUCGAACAGUUUGAGAGAGAUGUUCAGGAUGACAUAAUUCUGCUUGGCAGCUUUUCACUGGAACAGCACCACAAGGAAGUCUCUCACCACAAGAAACAAAAGUUGCGAGCCAAGAUUCAUGAACUCUCUCAAAGAGUGGGACGUCAGUUGCUGAAAGCAGAGGAGAACGAAUGUGAAGAAGAAAUGGUAGCCAGCUUCGGUAACCUUGCAGGUAUGGAUACUGGAUUAAAUGGAGCAGCAGGACCCUGUGGGAAGGUUGACUGCUCCAAGACACCGCAGCAGAUAGAAAUUCACAUCAGAUGCCUGAGGGGAGUCAAAGAUAAGGUGCCUAAAGGCCACUACACCCUCAAAAUUUCUGUUCUUAGCCGCUUAGGUGGUGGUUUGCUGGAGUGGCCCAAACUGAAGGAGCAGCCUCAGGCCAGGACAACGCUGCCUGUUAGUCACGAUGGAAACUUCUAUAACACUGAAAUCUACUUCGGACAAAGUAUCCAGACUGUUCUACCACCUAGAAAAGCUGUGAAGCCAGGCAUGGUCCUCCUCUUUGAACUCUUCCUUCUUCGGGGGACCCAUACUUGGGUUGAUCGAGAAGUGGGAUGGGGAGCUUUUCCCUUGUGUGACAACAAUUUUAAUGCUUUGGAGGGAAAAUUUAAAUGUCCCUUCCUUAGAGGCCACUACGACUCUAAAGUUGACCGAUUCAAAAAAAUUGAAAAUUUUAUUUCACAAGACUUGGAUCAUUGGUUAUGCAAUCUCUACUUUCAGAUAAUUAAACUACCACAGGAUUCAGAUAAGCAAAAUAAGAGUGAUAUGUACCUUCAUCUCCCACCUGAACUUCUCAUGUAUUCAAGCAUUGCUGAAAAGAAUGGUGUCUCAGAGAAUGUUGAACAGUCUGGACUACAAGGGCAACCCCUGACCUCCCCAAAAGAUCCUGACACCCACAAGGGAAGUAUUCCCACUGUUAUAAAGGAAGUGGAAAAGCAGUUUAAUGCCGCGAAAGGAGGAGAAACGUGUGUGUCAGAAGAAGCUGGGAGAAAAAGAGAGGAGCUCAAAAUGCUUCCAGCAGAGGCUGAUUUUUACCAAGAUUGCCCUGGCAGUGCAGACGAGCACUGCAGCUUGUUUUGGCCUAAGGAAGACCAAGAAGGACAUCACAAGAUCAAUGGGAAUAACCCACCUGACCAGUGUUAUCAAGAAAAAUCAGGUCCUGGGAGCAAUGCAAGCCCAGAAGGAGGAAAAGCAUCUGCAGAGAGUAAUUUCUGCUUGGAGGAGUUAGAGAAAUAUACUUUUUCUGUAUGGUUCCAGCUUUUCCCUCACACUGUCGAGCUGUGCUACCAGAACUCCUUGCUGCAAACCAGUGAAGAGUUGGUCAUGGUUGUGGUGGGACCCCUAACCUUGAAUGCAGGGCUGCUUCUUAUGGUGCUGGUCAGAUGGGGCUGUCAGCAGCUGUUUGACUCAUUCCCUUCCUUCUUGUCAAAGUUUAUCAUAGCUCUGGGACUCUGGACAGUGUUAGACCCCUUGGCAGUGUUCAUAGUGGAUUCAGUCCUGGGGAGACUUGGGAACAGUGUAGAGAAACCCAUUGCUGAUGCUGCAAAACUCUACUGGGUCUUUCUAAGAGCAGAGGACUCAGGGAUUCCUGGUGCCUUAAUCACUGUGUUGGUUUAUGCAAUCCUGUUCAUCAUCUCAUCGACAGUGUUAUACCUGUACUUUUUAAGCUGGGGGAAUCUUUGUUGACUGCCGGUUCAGAAGUUGAAAUCUGUCCUGUGUGAAAAGGAAAAUGCAAUUUACAUCUUUGUCGGAUGCCGAAUUCUGCUA
Chroicocephalus ridibundus (black-headed gull) is the source of this 2466-nucleotide messenger RNA. RefSeq lists its product as uncharacterized. Lineage: Eukaryota; Metazoa; Chordata; Aves; Charadriiformes; Laridae. The coding region runs from base 31 to 2385 and encodes 784 amino acids. The record is from RefSeq and is a predicted model, not a curated record. The transcript is spliced from 18 exons.